GUUAGGUUACAUCCCGCUGCUCCCUUUUUUACUGUACUUUUAUUGAUUCCUUUGAAAAUAAAUUAAUAAAAAGUAAAAUAACUUAACACCAUAUUAGCUUUAUUUAUUUUAUCUUUUUAAGUUGGAUAAUUUCACAUUUUUCUAGGGUUGAAACCCAAGGAUAAAAAUGGCAUGCUAACAUUGCUAACUAUUAGCCAUAAAUAGUAUAGAAAAUUAGCAAGUCAAUAUGCCAAACUUUGGGGUCAGUGAAGAUGGCAACACUGUCAGAGCUUGAGAGGAAAAACGAGGGCAUAGACAAGGAGCUGAGAUCGAAAGUGAGAGAAAUCCUAGUGCUGGAAAGCGAGAUGGAGCAGCUGGAGCAGCAGACCAUGAUCCUUCAUGAUCGCUGUGUAUCCAUCAGCAAGGAAGACACAGAACUCCAGAUUCUGAUAGGCGAGGAGGAGGAGGUUGCACAAGUGGCGCUUGCAGGGUUCAACACUUACCGAAGUAAGAUGGAAGGCCACAGGGCAGCUGUUUUGCAUGCAGUGAGCCAGACAAAGGCCCAUAAUGAGCUGAAGGAGAAGAAAGAACUAGUACAGAUGCUGAGAAAGCAAAACGAGGAGCUGAAGGAAGAUUUGAACAAUCCAAAUGGAAACACAGUACAGAUGGCAAAGAAAGAGAUUAAAGCUCUGAAAGAGGAGGUCUCCCUGAAGAUGAAGACCAUAUCUGAGAAGAGAGAGCGGCUCCAAAAAGAGUUUGAGAUUCAUGCCCAAAUAAAGAAAGACAUAGAGAUCCAGAACAGGCGCUAUGAAGCCAUCAUGAAGCGCCUCCGCUGCCAGCUGAGCAGGGCACAAGCCAACCACAGGCAAAUGUCUGAUGAUAUCUACCACAUGAGGAGACAGCUAGCCGAGCUCAGGAGUCAGCAGCAGUCAUCACAACCAUAAGCAGCCAGUGGUCAUCGAACUGUAGUGUCAGAUUAAUGUGGGUUAAUUGUUCUGUUAUUGGAGUAAAUGUACACCAGUUGUUAUUAUGAGUGUGUUAGUUUAACAAGGAAGGAGCAUUCUUGUUACUGAAGUUAAACAACAGGGGGCAGCCGUGACCACUGAAUGUCUGACUUUAUCUGUUUGGCUUUAUCUGGCUGUUUAUGCCAGAUAUUUAUACAAGAGUUAUUGCUGAAUGUGUUCCUUGACAUGUGCAAGUUUUCUUUUCUUGUUUUUUCCCUUUUCUCAGAUGAAAAGCAUAAAUAUGGAAAUGAAAGGACAGUGUCUUGUGGCUCAGCAUCAGCAGGGGCGUGGGAUGGGAUUUUAGGUCAGGUGGUGUUAGUGAAUCAGUUCAUCCACAACAGUAACCCAAACAAAAUACAAGCCAAAUGUCUACUGUAACUGUCAGUGUGGCAGUGCUGCUUUGGUACACCCUGUCCCAGCUUCUGCCUCACUGGGCCACUUGACGGUUCUGAGGCGACAGUCCCACUGUCGGGUUAACAAGGGCGUGACUGUGCUACUUCAACCAUAACGCGAAACUAAUUAAAUAAUGAAGCUGCCUUUUCAGAAGAUGAAAUCACAUCAGAAUGAAUUGAAUCAACCUCUGAGAAAAGCCAUAACUUUAUAACUCUACACUUUUCACAUCUGAAUUGUGUCCUUGUGGGUCUUUUGCAUUAUUUGAACAGCUGUUAAACAAAGCUGAGAGAUGUUGCUGAGAGGUGGAUUUUUAUGAGCUAAAGACUAGAUUACAGCAAAUUUGAUUAAGACACAAAGCUUAAAUAGAAGAUUCUGUUCAGAGAUUUUUUAAAAAAAACAAAAACCCACGACGUUUUAGCAACAAAGAUAUUUGCAACAUUUAAGAACAAUUAUUUCACGAAAUAUAUGUGCAGAGGUUGUAGGUAUGUGUUGUCUCACCUACAGCUUUAACUUGUAAUAAGUAAGUGUGUAGGGAGUCUGGUUCAGUGUACGUGAAGUCAAGGACAUUUUCUGGUUAAUUAAAGGUUGAGUUUCAU
Molecule: messenger RNA, 1972 nt
Organism: Oreochromis niloticus (Nile tilapia)
Lineage: Eukaryota; Metazoa; Chordata; Actinopteri; Cichliformes; Cichlidae
Gene: ccdc122
Product: coiled-coil domain containing 122
Exons: 5
Coding region: 252-923 (223 amino acids)
Source: RefSeq, a predicted model, not a curated record